UGCAGCAAAACUUCCUGAACUGGCGGCUGCUGUCCUUUGCCUGAUGGCCAACUGGAGAUGGAGGCAGCCCGAUCACUCAGGUCAUGUAGCAGACCCUGCCAGUGUAAUCAUUAGUACAUGAUCAUAAUUCCUGAAGUCCAGGAACUUCCAGAAACAUGAGCGGCUUCCAUGCGGCAAUCUCAGGCUGAACCUGCAGAUGUGCGCCCGGAGAUAUGGAUUGCGCAAGAGUUGCGGCGUAUUGGAGACGAGUUUAAUGCAUAUUAUCCAAGGAGGGUAUUUUUUAACAAUUACCAAGCAGCCGAAGACCACCCACAAAUGGUUAUCUUGCGACUGUUACGUUACAUCAUCCGCCUGGUGUGGAGAAUGCACUGAUGGUUUCUUCUCGGAGCCGAGAUGUGCGCAGACAUUCGCUUGCUCACACCGAGAGGCCCCAGCACCACUGGCUCCUGGUGCCAUUACUGUGCCGCUGGCGGUUCUCUCCCAGAGAGGAUGUGCAGAGGGCCAGGGAAGCGCGUUCAGAAGACACCGAGCUGGACAUGCACCCAGCCUUCCUGUUCAUCACCACACGGCAGAAUUCCUAAUGGGAGUUUGUUGUGAAUGUAAAUGAGGGAGGAUUUUUUUUUUUUUUUUUAAAUGUACAAAUCAUGGUUCUCUGGAGCAGGAUUUUAUGCAAGAAUGGUGUUUACAUGCCAUGUUUUGUUUUGGUUUUUUUAGUCUUUAAUAAGAACAGGUUUUUCAAAAAGGAAAUGGAAACUUUUUAACCAACUCAUGAAUGAUUUUUGUACUAAAAUCUUAAGAACCUUUUGAUUACUCUCAGAGGAUUAUGUAAACCCUGCAGUGGAAACUGAGCCAGCUAAUUUAUGAAGCUGCCUUAGUUUAUUUUUAGAAAUUACUGUACAGAAUUUUUAAACAGGGAGAAGUAUUAUGUGCUCCCCACCCCCACCAUUGCCUCUUUGACCUUUUUUUUGUUUUUUAAUUAUUAUUAAUACCAAAAGAGUUCUUAUGAAAUAGAACUAACUAAAGGGGCAAAGUGUUGAUUUUCAUUGUGCAUUGAUAUGCCAUUUCUAUUUUGUAAAUAUUUAUGUACCUCCUUAAAUUUAGUUGCAUUUGUCGCAAAAUUUCAGACUAUUUUUUGUGUGUUUUCCUGAUCUCCUUUAUAUGAGGCUCCUCUGGUCUGUCUGGACUCUGAUGCACAGAUUCGAUCCAGUGUGUUUUCAUGACAAAAUGUAAUUGGGUCAGAAUAAGAGUUAAUAUCUGCCUGUAUCAUACACAGCUCGAUCAAUCUGUUAUUAGUUGACUAGGUGAGAAGUACUUGGUGUUGGUUUUCAUUUAGUUUUGAUGGGUUUGGCAUUUAGAAGUAUUCGGAAGAGGUAAUAGCAAUAGUUACGGCGUACUAAGUAUUAUGCCCCUUCAUGCUGUGGGCUUUCUAGUUGCAGGCUUUCCCAUGGUCACAGGAUGCCCCAUCAGCCUCAAGUCCCAGAUGGUCCACACACCCCCACAUACAGCAGGGUCCAGCUGUGGGCAUCCAGAUUUGUGCCCUUGUGGGAAUGAGCACAGGCCAAAGGCGGGAUCUUCAGAUGGCCAUUUUCUAGGCAUUCUGGCUUUUAAUCCAACUCAGAGUUUACUUGGCCUGUGGUUCCUGAUACUUAGUCCCCACUUCUCUAAGUCCACUUUUAAAUAUAGGCUUAAUUCUACCAGUGCUGUGGAAUAGCUUAAUUGGGCAGAAGUCUGAAAUGGUCUCGGCCUCCUGAAGGAUGUCAGGUUUUCCAUCUCUCUUGGGGCAGGUGGUUUUGUCAGGCCCUCUUGCGUGCAGCUCUGCGGGGAUGCUGUUUCUCUGCACCUCCCCUCAGGAUCGUAGUGAAUGGGAAGCCUAUGCGUUGGUCAGUCAUUUCAAAGGCAAGCAGACAACUGGGGAGAACUGAGAAAGAGAUUAGGAAGCAGUGAAAGGAAUGGAGAUGAUCCAGUGAACCCCAUAACUCCUACAGUUUUUGAAAACUCCCAUCAUUAAACAACUUCUUAAAUGAAAUACCUGGAUUUUCAAACGAGUCAGCAGUGCCAACAACUGUCGUAUUUGCUUUUGCCAGAUAGAGGACCAGUGUUUUCGCAUUAUUAAAUUAAGUAGGAAAUCUGUUCAUUUGUAUCUUUAUAAUUUUUGUAUAUAUAUAGCAUAUAUACUUUUUUC
Messenger RNA from Galeopterus variegatus (Sunda flying lemur), 2182 nucleotides. RefSeq names its product bcl-2-like protein 11. Bases 169 to 372 code for a protein of 67 amino acids. The transcript is spliced from 4 exons. Lineage: Eukaryota; Metazoa; Chordata; Mammalia; Dermoptera; Cynocephalidae. The record is from RefSeq and is a predicted model, not a curated record.